Molecule: messenger RNA, 1750 nt
Organism: Cynoglossus semilaevis (tongue sole)
Lineage: Eukaryota; Metazoa; Chordata; Actinopteri; Pleuronectiformes; Cynoglossidae
Gene: ube2ib
Product: ubiquitin-conjugating enzyme E2Ib
Exons: 7
Coding region: 532-1008 (158 amino acids)
Source: RefSeq, a predicted model, not a curated record
AAAGAGCGUUUAGAGGCAAGAUGUAAAUCUGCCCAUGUCCUUAAUUUAAACCCAGGUUUGCUUGCCAAAUGCAAUAUUCUAGUUCCUUUUUUAUAAACAUUAAACAACAAGAAUUUAAAAGAUCAAUACACUGUGCUUUAGCAUAAUAUCUCAGCCAGACAAGUCAUUUUGUGACAAAAAACAUUGACCUGUUGAAUACGGAGCAGCUUAAUGAGCUUCGUUCCUUCUACUACUAAACUAAUUAUGAAGUUAACAGAAAAUCAACAGAAAAAAAUAUUUAAGCUUAAUUUCGAGAGUUACACGCAACACUAUUCUAAUGCGCGAAGUACUCUGCCGCUAGCCGCACUUAAGCGAAGACGGAAGUGAAUGGCGGAUAACUCUCUCUUCGUUGUCGCUGUGUCUAGCUUUAGUCGGAGCGGUUGGUUUUUCAGGAGGGAAACUUUACAAGCUUUACCGGGAUUUGAGCUCGAUUAAUUCAUUUCACUUAAUUACCAGAUCAAGUGCAACCAUACUGAAAGGAGUACACAAAUCAUGUCGGGAAUUGCAUUGAGCCGGCUUGCUCAGGAGCGCAAGGCAUGGCGGAAGGACCAUCCUUUUGGAUUUGUUGCCGUACCAACAAAAAAUCCAGAUGGGACUAUGAAUCUCAUGAAUUGGGAAUGUGCUAUUCCUGGCAAGAAGGGGACUCCGUGGGAAGGAGGUCUGUUCAAACUGCGCAUGUUGUUCAAGGACGACUAUCCCUCUUCACCUCCAAAGUGUAAAUUUGAGCCUCCACUCUUCCACCCAAAUGUGUAUCCAUCAGGCACCGUAUGCCUAUCUAUUCUAGAGGAGGACAAGGACUGGAGACCGGCCAUUACAAUAAAGCAGAUCCUAUUAGGUAUCCAGGAACUCUUAAACGAGCCAAAUAUCCAGGAUCCAGCCCAAGCAGAGGCCUACACAAUCUACUGCCAAAACAGAGUAGAAUAUGAAAAAAGAGUUCGAGCACAGGCCAAAAAAUUCUCCCCCUCGUAAGGGUGACGACUUUGCUCCGCUGCAGCAGAAGGAAUGGGUUUAACAAGAAUCACCUCCCCUCUCAGUCUCUCGAUGAAUGUGCUCCUCUCACACCGGACUUGCUUAAAGACUCCUAUUUAAACUCCACACAUUCUGUGCCAUCCGCUCUCUUCUGACCUUCAACCUUCAUUUUUUUUCUGUUUUCCAUGCUAAUUUGCCGGUUGGCUCAUAACUGCUGGGAGGGGACGGGUGCUCCGACACCCCGGUCAUUUCUUUUUAAACGUUUAUUGUCUUAUGUGGUGCGAAGGACACAGCUCGGUACCAGUUUCAUUAACGUAAGCUGGCUGUCAUCAGUGUUCAUGGAAGAAAACGUCUUUACUUUGCUCCUUCACAGGGUCUAUUCUUUGGUCCCUCCCUCUCUUCCUUCCCCCGCCCCAACUUUUGUUUUCCAUGGUUUAUGUAAACCUUAGCUUAAUUCAUUGUCAGUAUUUGGACUGCUGUAUAAUGAAUGGCACUUUUAUACUGUCGUAUCUCACUAGUGUCUCUAGAUGGCUCUCUGUCUAAUUCUCUCUCCCAGGUUUUCUAUUCAGCAUGCUGUAAUAUAUGAUAGAUUCUGCUGCCUUGGCUGUCUUUUUGUUAUUCAGAGUGUUUGCUAUGAAAUAAAUAAAACAUGGCCACAAUGACUGAGGCAGGUAGGCUUACUUCUGUAUCAGACUCUAAGGUUAUACGGUGCUUUGUUCAUGUAUGUGUUGGCGUAAAUAAA